AUGUCUUUAAUCGACGACUUCAUAGAACAAUCAAAUGAGGUGCUGGCACCGUCUAAUGUUAGCAACUUAUUUUUGGACGUUCCGGGUUUCGAGCCGGCCGAUCCAGUUCAUAUGUUAGAAACUGGUUUUGUUAGUGCUGGUUUGGCUGAAGACGAUUCCGGUAUUUUUACUUUAGAUCGUGUUCAAUUUCAACCUCAAGCCCCAAUGGUUGCAAUGGCUGUAUCAAAUAAUGUUCUCGUAAUGGCCUUGGAAUCAAAUCAUAUCUUAAGAAUUGACUUACAACAAGCACACAAUGUUGAAGAUAUCGAAAUGCCACGUAAAUCCAACGAAGUGAAGAUCUACAAAGUAUUCUUUGAUCCAACCGGUCGACAUUUACUUAUUACCACCGAACAAGGAGAAAACUUUUAUAUAUUUGAAAAAUUGAAAAAAGCAAAAGUUCUUACAAAGUUUAAAGGUAUAAUAAUUGAGUCUGUUGGAUGGAAUAAAACCAUAGGAAUUUCUGACACUUCAACCAAAAAGAUUCUAAUUGGAAGUCGUAAUGGUGUGAUUUACGAAGCUGAAAUAGAAUCAACCGAUGAAUACUUUAAGAGAGGGGGAGGGGAUAAAUACAUCAGACAGGUAUAUUCGUUAAAUGAUAGUCAUCCUAUUACUGGUCUUCGAGUCGAAGAGUUUCCUGCCAUUCCUCGAAAAUAUUUCAUAUUAGCUACAACUCCUACGAGAAUAUAUCAAUUCAUAGGCCACGCAAACCCUGGUGUUGAUAUAGAUGGUAGCUCUAUGUUUGAGGGACUGUUUGCCAAAUAUGGACAUAGCCCAGACUUUCAGGAAAUUCCCGGAAACUUGCCAUACAGUGAAUUACACUUUUUUUCUCAAUAUCAAGAUAUACAAUAUCAAGGAUCGGCUAAAAAUUUCGCGUGGUUGACUACCCCUGGCAUUUAUCAUGGCAGUCUUGUCUUUGGGUCUCAAGACCAUGUGGUUGAUAGCGCAAAAUUGUUACCGUACCCUUCAAUGCCUUCGGAAAAUGAUCCAUCUACCAUGGUCACCGAAAAUCCUUUGUCAAUUGCUCUUACCGAAUUUCAUUUUAUUUUGUUAUAUAAAGAACGUGUUAGAGCUAUUUGUCAGUUAAAUGAUCAAACAGUUUAUGAAGAAAUUAUCCCCCUUAAAGCUGGUGAGGAGGUGAAAAGCAUGGCCGUAGAUAGCGUCAAGAAUACAUUUUGGAUUUAUACUGAUUGUUCCAUAUUUGAGCUUAUUGUAUCAAAAGAAGAUAGAGACGUAUGGAAGUUGUAUCUAGAAAAACAACAAUUUGAUACUGCUAUACAAUAUUGCAAGAAUCCUGCUCAACGUGAUGAAGUUCUUACUACUCAGGCAGAUUAUUACUUUUCUCAAUGUCGAUUCCUUUUAUCGGCAACUUACUACGCCCAAUCCACUGUUCCUUUCGAAGAAGUCGCGCUUAAAUUUGUAGAACGAGAUGAAAGAGAUGCAUUAAGGAACUAUUUAUUGAAAAAAUUGGAAAAGCUUCGGCGUACGGAUUUGACACAGAAAACAAUGAUUGCUACUUGGCUCGUCGAAAUAUAUAUUAGUAAAAUUAAUAUGCUUGAGGAUUUAACAGCAUCAGGUUCUGGUUCCGAAGACACUAGUAAUUAUAAAGCUGAACAGCAAGCUUUAGAAGGGGAAUUUCAAAAUUUUCUAGAACAUCAUGGACGUACGGAUGAGCUUUUAUUUUAUGCUGAAUUAAUUGGCGAUUACGACAAAGUAAUUUCUCAUUGGAUUCAAGAAAAAGAUUAUAAACGAGCUUUAGAUGUCCUUAGUAAACAAGCUUCAAUUGAUGUUUAUUAUAAAUUUUCCCCAAUUUUAAUGGAAAAUGCACCAUAUGAAACGGUUAAUGUCUGGAUGAGACAACCAAAUCUCAACCCUAGAAACUUGAUGCCUGCGUUAUUGAAAUAUGAUCACUCAAAAACUUCAGAAGGCGUUACUCAAAAUCAAGCUAUAAGAUAUUUACAUUAUGUAGUAACGCAAUUGAAUAACACUGAUCCGGCAAUUCACAAUUUUCUUCUUACAUUAUAUGCCACACAACCUACAUCAAAUAAUGAAGAGUCCUCUCUGCUGAAAUUUUUGGCUACAGAAGGAAAAGACCCUUAUUAUAACAUGGACUACGCACUAAGACUUUGUAGUCAGAAUGGAAAGACACAAAGUUGUGUACAUAUCUAUAGCAAUAUGGGUCUUUUUGAGGAAGCUGUUGACCUAGCCUUAAAGCAUAAUGAUUUGGAGCUUGCAAGUAUCAAUGCUGACAAGCCAGAAGAUGAUGAAGCAUUGCGUAAAAAGCUUUGGCUUAAGAUUGCGAGACACGUGGUUGAGAAAAAACAAGAUAUUAGCAUGGCAAUGAAUUUUUUGCAGCGUUGCGAACUACUUAAGAUCGAAGAUAUUUUACCCUUUUUCCCUGACUUUGUUCUAAUUGAUGAUUUCAAGAGUGAAAUAUGCGCUGCUCUUGGGGAGUACAAAACACACAUCGAAGAUUUAAAACAAGAAAUGGAAGAAGCAACCAAAAGUGCAGACAGCAUUCGAAACGAUAUACGGGAGUUGCGAAUCACGUCCGGAGAGAAAUGUUCAUUAUGCGAUUCUCAACUCUUGACAAGACAAUUUUACAUAUUUCCGUGUCAACAUGCAUUUCAUUCUGAGUGUUUAAUCCAAGAGGUUACAAAGCAUCUCAAUACCGUCCAACUUCGCAAAAUUUUGGAACUUCAAGAGCAAAUAGCAAAAGAAAUAUCUAAUUUUAAUCGUGCGCCAGAUAACACAGCACGUGAACGCAAUUCUUUUGCGCCUGGAGGUCUAGAUCGGUUAAAAGGGUUGAUAUUACCAGAUGUUGCUACACACAGUGGUGAUGAUGUAGCUGUAGUCGUGUCAAAGGUUGAUCAAUUGAAGGAUGAGUUGGAUGACUUAGUAGCCUCAGAAUGUGUUUUGUGUGGUGAUAUGAUGAUCAAGACUAUUGAAAAGCCCUUUAUUAAUGAAGAAGAAA
Racocetra persica is the source of this 3010-nucleotide messenger RNA. Lineage: Eukaryota; Fungi; Glomeromycota; Glomeromycetes; Diversisporales; Gigasporaceae. The record is from the annotation of a GenBank genome assembly.